Molecule: messenger RNA, 1782 nt
Organism: Penicillium maclennaniae
Lineage: Eukaryota; Fungi; Ascomycota; Eurotiomycetes; Eurotiales; Aspergillaceae
Exons: 5
Coding region: 1-1782 (593 amino acids)
Cellular component (GO): nucleus
Source: RefSeq, a predicted model, not a curated record
AUGUCUCGCACGGAUCUCACCGACGGCUUUGCCAGCAUGGACACUGAGUCAUUGCGAUCAUUCGCUUCGACUCUGCCAGACGACUAUCACGACUGGAUCUCUGAAUCGGGCCGAUCAUCCAGAAAUGACCAAAUCUUGGAUGACUUUCCUCACCCGCCGAACCGGUCUAAAAAUCUCGAUAUCAUUGAGGAGGAAGCGGCUUAUCCUACCCCCAAAUCCUCAGUGAAGAAUAUGCGGCGCAAUGUGACUACCAACGAGUUGCCCCUGUUACAGGAGAUGAACCCCUAUGAGAAUGCGGAGGAGUUUCAUCCUGUGAAUGAGAAUGAAGAGGGCGUGUCAUAUGACUUGAUUGCACCAUUCGAUGGCGCGGAGGCGCCUUUGCAUAAACUGGAGCGCCUUACAGAUGUGAUGUUUGGGACAGAGCAUAUGCUGCACAUUCUCUCUACACCGCGAUAUCUGGCUCGGUUUCGUGACUUUCUCUACGAGGAAAGACCGCGUUCAAUCUCUACUUUGACGUACUACCUUAAUGCGGCCAAGGCAUUGAAAGCGCUACAAUAUGCCAAUGCGCUGGUGCGCUUGUCUACCGAUGUGCCACCACCCGCAGUCCAAGUUCUUCAGACUAGUAAUGAUCCUGUCGGCAUCACAGCCAACAAGGUGCUGGAGGAAAGGGCUGAAGAUGGCCUCAGGGCGUUGACAGCAGAGGAGCUUCCUGCAUACAUCACAUCAAGAUGCAUAACCAUCACGAGCAAGAUCGUGGAAGAGCGCAUUCGCGGCACUUUACCUUACAAGUUUCGCGAUACAUCAAAUGCAUUGGCCGAGGUGUUUUGUUUGACCGAUCCUUCUCGGCCGGAUAAUCCCAUCAUCUUUUCCUCAGGAGAAUUUCAUCGCACAACACAGUACGGCAUGGACUAUGUCCUAGGUCGUAACUGUCGUUUCCUUCAGGGUCCCAAGACGAACCCAAACAGUGUACGCCGACUCCGAGAAGCUAUUAAGGAAUGCCGCCACCAUUCCGAGCUUUUUCUCAACUAUCGCCGAGAUGGCUCACCAUUUAUGAAUCUCCUUCAAUGCUCACCCUUGUGCGACAGCAAAGGCCGAGUCAAGUACUUCAUCGGUGCUCAAAUCGAUGUAUCAGGAUUAGCUCUCGAGGGCGCGCAGAUGGAAUCCUUAAUUGAGCUCCAAUCCCGAUAUCGAGACCCCGACGAAGAAAGUAUCGCCCAAAUGCCCGAAUCGAAGCCCAAGGAAGAGUUUGAAGAACUCUGCGAAUUGUUCAGCCCCCGCGAGCUAGCAUCAGUCCAUGAACAUGGAGGUGAUCUCUUCCAACCGAUGACCGGACGGUCCAGCUCGCGCAAUGGGCAUCGGACCCGGCUCCAGCGCGGUAACUCCGUGGACAGCGAAGUCGAAGCUAUCCGACUACGAGAUCUCAAGUCGCCCACGCCUAAGGGGGCUUUAGCGGGCGUCUAUGAGAACUACCUCCUCAUUCGCCCUUACCCUUCCCUGAAGAUUCUUUUUACGUCCCCCUCCCUUCAAAUUCCCGGCAUGCUACAAUCAUCAUUCCUCUCCCGAAUUGGCACCAACAGUUCCGUGCGCGAAGAAAUUCUACAAGCAAUGAUAGCUGGCCGCAGCGUAACAGCGCGGAUCAAGUGGGUGACGCGCUUCAGUGCCGAAGGCCGUAACCGUUGGGUCCACUGUACACCACUCUACGCAAGUAAUGGACAGGUCGGUGUGUGGAUGGUUAUAGUUGUGGAUGAUGACGAAGAGCAGAUAAUUCAUUGGCGGAACUAA